Molecule: messenger RNA, 327 nt
Organism: Penicillium lagena
Lineage: Eukaryota; Fungi; Ascomycota; Eurotiomycetes; Eurotiales; Aspergillaceae
Exons: 1
Coding region: 1-327 (108 amino acids)
Source: RefSeq, a predicted model, not a curated record
AUGAGACUUUACACGUCUCACCGUGUAGCCCGAGGUCUGAGAUCUGUUUGGGGUGACGUAUGGAGGCACAGCAUAUCUACGCCCCCAAUCAGGCGGACCACCCUUGCGCCAUGGCGGUUGCAUAUGUCGAUAACCUCACGGACAAAAGUCAUGCUCUCAUUCGACCCGCUCCUAGCCGUUGACGUCUAUCCGCCCGAUAUUGCGUCGAUCCGGGGCAAUCGCCGACUCAACCUUAUGGGGCCAUGGAUAGGAUCCUCUAUGGGACAAGCUCGGAGUUUGACGUACCUCGUGCCCCUUAUAAAGGCGCUUUCCGGAUGGGUGGAUUGA